AGACGAAAUGGGACACGCUAAACCAGGAUUCAUAUUGGAGUUGCGGAGAAGUGGGAACGUCGCGAGACUACUAUGAGCGUGUGGUCAAGGCGUAGCAGAACACCGUCAAAAUGUAAACAUUGGGUGAACAACCUAAACGUUGACCCGAGAUAAUUUACUGUCACGGGUUCUUAACAACCAGAAUCAUAGUAAAUAGUAUUACGUUAAUUUUUGAACUGCAUUGCGACUUUAUCGCGCAUCUAAGAAAAGUAGAUUUAAUUGAAAAUAUUUAGUCAAACCAGCCAACCAACUACAGCCAGCAUGCCUCUCAUAAACUCUGAGAAAAGGACCAUUAUUGUGACUGGAUUUGGUCCGUUUGGAUCACACAAAAUUAAUGCUAGUUGGCAGGCUGUAAAACUACUGCCUGAGAUGCUCGAUGUAGACGAUCUCGAUGUUACUCUUAUUGUGGAGGAAAUUCCUGUUGACUAUGAAGAGAGUGUGAAAAGAAUGAGUAAAUUAUGUGAAGAACAUAAACCCAUUUUAGUGAUCAACGUAGGGGUCUCAGCUUUGGCCACAGAAAUGACCCUGGAAACUUGUGCAUCCAAACAUGGAUAUGUAAAACCUGAUACACGCGGAAAAGUACCAUCUCAGAAGGAAUGUUGCUUGGGGGAAACACCAAGAGUUUCCACAAACCUGGCUCUUGAAAAACUAGUGGCAGAUCUUAACAAUCUUGAAAUAGGAGUGAACUUCUGUACAUCUAAUAAUGCAGGGCUGUAUCUUUGUGAGUUUACUUACUAUACAUCUCUGUGCCUCAACAAACAGAAUAGUUUAUUUGUCCACAUACCCGAUAUUGGCAAACCAUAUACAUCAGAGGAAGCUGCAAAAGGUCUAUGUGCAAUCAUCCAGCUUGCAGUAGCGCAAGUCAGGGGCAACAUAAUGGGAAAAACUGAUGUUUCUGUUUAAAAGUUUCUUUUACCUUUUAUUUUUUUGAUUUUCUUGCCCUAUUGUAAGAGUUUAAGUGAAUGUAGUAAAAGAAAGGCCGUUCAUUGUCAUCAUGCUUGCUAUUUUAUCAGUAUAUUGGUGAUGGGGUUUUGUUUUUAAGCUUGAAUGGGAGUUACAAUUUUUAAACCUCAUUACUUGGUGCACAUCACCUAAAAAUAUUAUGAAGUUUGUUUAAUUCUCAGUGGUUAAUUUUAGUAUUUGUUUAAAUUUUAGGUUUGUGUUUAAAUAAAUAUAACAAUUUAUUUGA
Frankliniella occidentalis (western flower thrips) is the source of this 1228-nucleotide messenger RNA. RefSeq names its product pyroglutamyl-peptidase 1. The transcript is spliced from 4 exons. NCBI's taxonomy places the organism in Eukaryota, Metazoa, Arthropoda, Insecta, Thysanoptera, Thripidae. The record is from RefSeq and is a predicted model, not a curated record. Gene Ontology annotation, biological process: proteolysis. Gene Ontology annotation, molecular function: pyroglutamyl-peptidase activity. Gene Ontology annotation, cellular component: cytosol. The coding region runs from base 301 to 942 and encodes 213 amino acids.